This is a messenger RNA of Zootermopsis nevadensis, 888 nucleotides long. Lineage: Eukaryota; Metazoa; Arthropoda; Insecta; Blattodea; Termopsidae. The record is from RefSeq and is a predicted model, not a curated record.
UGUAAUGAUUUAUGGAUUUUAACCAUGCAGGUCGUGAUAGCUUUAUCUCUGGCAGCGACAGUUCUGGCCCAAAGACAACAGUACUUUGACAACGAACAGGGCUCAGUGAGGAAGCCGCAGCCAGUGGAUGAUCAGAGGCCUUCCUCGUCACAGGAUCGUUACACCACACCAAUACCCAUAAUCCGGUUCGACAAAGAACAAAGCGCAGAUGGCAGCUACAAAACAAGCUACGAGACAGGGAACAACAUCAUCGCCGAGGAGACUGGUUUCCUAAAAAAUCAAGGUGUCGAAAACGAGGAGGCGCUAGUGCAGCAUGGUAGUUACUCGUAUACAGCACCAGAUGGCAGUAUCAUCACUGUUACGUACACAGCUGAUGAACAGGGAUUCAGGGCGGAGGGAGCCCAUCUACCCACACCGCCCCCCAUUCCAGCGGAGAUUCAGAAGUCUCUGGACAUCAUUUACGAACAAAUUAGAGUGCAACAGGUGGGUAAAUGCCACGAACAUUACCAAUAUCUAAACAUUCAAAGAAAAUUAUGGCUGUAUUAGGGAAUUACAGAAGGAAUGUAUUUUUAAUGCGCUUCGAAAAUAAUUUUCAGUAUCAGACCUGCCAGUGAAUCUAAAUUCUCUAAAAAUACGUCAAUUGUGACAGGAAAUUCCACUUCCAGUCUUUUCCCUCUCUGCUAAGAUACACAAUCCGAGUUCUACUGGCUUCCACUCUUCGGUUAUAGUCUUGUCGAAAUUAAUGUCGGCCAGCGGAGAGAUUUCCGUAGCAACUACACACAACAAUUUUACCCUUACUGCGGGUUUCAUAUUUGUUAUUACUCUAGUAAUUUCGUACUUUCUAUCCAUCGGUUCGUAUGCAACAGUGUUAACACUACACAGCCAAUU